Molecule: messenger RNA, 3986 nt
Organism: Protopterus annectens (West African lungfish)
Lineage: Eukaryota; Metazoa; Chordata; Ceratodontiformes; Protopteridae
Gene: NAIF1
Product: nuclear apoptosis inducing factor 1
Exons: 4
Coding region: 194-1222 (342 amino acids)
Cellular component (GO): nucleus
Source: RefSeq, a predicted model, not a curated record
ACUAUCGUUAUAGAUGGGAGAAAGCACCAAUCAGCUAACGAACCUUUGAGAAGGCGGGAUUUUGUUUACGCUGUGUUCCGUAACCGGUACAGGAAGGAGUCCAUUCUGGAAGCCAUUACGCUGCGCAGGUUUCUUUGCCGCGAGUUCUUCGUUUUUUACGUAUUUUACGUAUAUAAAUCUGUGUCUUAUACAUAUGGCAAAUCCAGCUAAAAAAAGAAAGAUGAAUUUUUCGGAGAGGGAGGUGGAGAUUAUUAUUGAAGAGUUAGAGAAGCAAAAACACGUUUUAAUUAACCACUUCAAUGCUGGGGUGCCCCUACUGACCAAAAACAAUGCUUGGCAAGAGGUACUGAAAAGGGUUAAUGCAAUAACUACCUGUCACCGUGAAAUGGCUGAGGUUAAGAAGAAGUGGUCAGACCUCAAGACUGAAGUGAGGAGGAAGGUGGCACAGGUACGGGCAGCAAUGGAGAGUGAGAGUGAUGUGACCACUGCACCAGUUGUUUUGACAGCCAUGCAACAACGUAUUUGUAACCUGCUAGGUGAAGCUACCAUUGUCAAUUUACCUUCUGGGGAAAGUACUGCUGAAAUUCCUGUGCAAGUGCCAGUCAGUUCUGCAACUUCUGUCACGGUAACCCAAAAGUCUCAGGAUACUGCUACCUUUAUUGAUGUUAAAGGCGAGGUCAUUACUGCAGCAACAGCUGUACAGAGCACUUCAUCAAACACUACACCAGAUGUGUCGAAAACAGUGGAAGUAAGCUCUGAGCCUGCCAUAGAGGCCCUGGAAGGUGUUGUGGAGUACUGUACAACAGAGGCUCCGACCGCAGUGACCGGUGAAGCACCAGUGGAAGCAGUUACUGGUCAGACUGAAUGUUCAAUAAAACCCCAGGAGCUUAAAAGUCGAAUUGCUCUUAAUUCAGCCAGACUUCUCCAGGAACAGAGAGUUACCAAUCUACAUGUGAAAGAGAUUGCUCAACAUUUGGAACACCAGAAUGACUUGCUCCAAAUGAUACGUAGGUCACAAGAGGCACAGGCUUGUGCACAAGAGCGCCAGGCUCAAGCACUAGAAGGGACUCAGGCUGCACUCUGUGCCCUUAUCCAGAUUUUGCGACCAGUAGUCAAGGACUUGCGUAAAUUUUUGCAAAGUAGUACCAAUACCCAGAACCCUACUAACUCUGGUGAAAAUGAGCAGGUGGCAACACAGCCUGAGGAGAAAGAUAAUGCAUAGCAAGUGGACUUUGUUGGACCUGCAGCUGUUUGUGUUUUUUAAAACAGACAAAUUCCUGGUCGCACUGUGUUGAUGCUGUAUGUAGUAAUGCAGACUACAAAAUAAGAAAAAACAUUUUAUUCUAUUUUGUAUGUUGUUUUCUUGUUGUUUAAUGAGUUUACAUUCGGUGUUAUUUGCCUAGAAAUAGUGGAUGUUUUUAUAAUUGUUCUGUGAAUGGCAAGAGAACUGCAGAAAUGGCGGUGAGUGAUAUAGUCAGAAAAAUGCUCUGUUACAAUACAUGUAAUGCAUCUUUGUGUUAGACUUUGCACAGCAAAGCAGAGUUACAUUAUGCUUGGGAAAGGUCAUCCUAGGGUUCUGUUAGUAUCGUUAUUAGUUAAACUCAUGUAUGUUAAAACCCAGCUUAUAACUGGUAAUCCAUUUUUUGAGAGUGGUACUGCAAAUGGAGAUUUCUAAGCUGUUCUUAAAUGCUCAUCAAGAAUGAAAACAUAAAGCAGAACAAACUGGUAGAUAGCAAAAAAAAAAACUGUCACUCAAUGCUUUCUCUUCUUUUGUUUAAGGACUACAGUUCCCAUAUAAUGGAACUCCUUUUUGGUAACACUGUUAUUUUGUUAAAAUGAUUGGAAAAUAUGACCAGUGGUGCUCUUCCAUUCUGUGUGUAGCAAACCAGCUGACACUACUUGUUCUGUCCAUGUGGAAAAGGGAUAUAUGUGGCGGCCACAUUUGAAAAGUGUGAGUAUGUAGACUAGAAUUCAUAUACCCUUUGACAAGGAGAUCUAAAGCAACUAUGCCGGGCUGAGAAACCAACACUAGUUGUCAGUCUGUGAUGGUGAAUGCUGGCACAUUGAAAUGGCGAUGUCUUGUGUUUACAUUUUCAUGUAGUACAUCGGUGAUGACGUGUGUUUACAUUUCCAUGUAGUGCAUUCACUGAUGACCUGUGUUUACAUUUAUGUGUAGUGCAUUUGCUGAUGACUUGUCUUUACAUUUCCAUGUAGUGUAUUGCUGAUGACGUGUGUUUACAUUUCCUUGUAGUGCAUUCGCUGACUUUUGUUUACAUUUCCAUGUAGUACAUUCACUGAUGACCUGUGUUUACAUUUCUGUGUAGUGCAUUUGCUGAUGACUUGUGUUUACAUUUCCAUGUAGAGUAUUGCUGAUGACUUGUGUUAACAUUUCCUUGUAGUGCAUUCGCUGAUGACUUGUGUUUACAUUUCUAUGUAGUGCAUUCGCUAAUGACUUGUGUUUACAUUUCUAUGAAGUGCAUUUGCUGAGGACUUGUGUUUACAUUCCCAUGCAGUGCAUUGUAACAGUUUGACAGAUGGCAGGCACGAUAUCUACACGAUAUCUAGUUUUGCUUCAUGGUAAAUAGUACUGAUUACUGCUCGAUUAGCACACUUAGGAGCGAACAUCAAUUACUGUGUUUGGCAUAUUGACCACAUAGAUCACAUAGUCAUUGCCCACCCCCCAAUGACAAUCUCAUAUAUGUGGUUUUGACAUCAUUGAGCUUGGAUUAAACAUAAAAGAGGAAACAAACUGACCAGUAACUCUGUGACAAAAAUUAAUGAUAGCUAUGUACAUGCAGCGUGUUAGCUUCAUUACCUCCACAGACUGCAAAAUGUAUGCUUCACAGUUUGCUCCAAGUGUAUUUUGCAUCACCUUAUAGCUGGACAGUGAGACAUGCUUGUUAAGAAAUAUUCUGGUUUAUAGUGUGAAGUAGAUAAGUCUGUCAAUGUUCUCUGGACAUGUGGUAAAAAGUUAAAAAGAGUCUGAUUCUUCAUCUCAUUGUCUAGUGAAGAUAUACAGAUGGCAAUACAUUUAAUUACAAAAAAUAUGUCUUUCCCCUUUCACUAGAAGCCACAUUAUCAUCAGUAGGAGCAGCUGCAAAAGCAUUGGGCUUGUCUACUCUAUGCUCAUUGUCUGCUGUAUGUUCAUAAUAAAGAAGUAAUCAUGGUAGAGGGUCAGUGGUUUGGAAGAUGGAUGAAGGCAAGGAUAAUAAGCAACUGAUCAGAUUAAUCUGGCACAUGUCACAGGUGAUGUCCAAAGCAGAAAUACAGUUAAUAUAAAAAGAUGUAUAUAUUGUACUGAAUAAACUGUUAUUUUUUUAGUUUGAGAAGAAUUCCCAGUACAUCGGAGUUGUCCAAAUAUUUCUGCCAUCUCUGCUGCUUUUAGGCUACCUUUAUUGAGUUUCCAAAGUGUUAUAUAGUAGUUUUUUUAUAUGCGUGCAAACUUUGUCCCAUUUUAAUUGACUAUAUAUGGGCAUUGCUUUCAAAAACUUUGUAGAGAACUCGAAGUGUAAAUGUUUCGAUGGCAGUGACAACCCUUCCUUUAGUCAGCAAUAUCACACACCUGUAAAUCCCUACAUUUCACUAGCUCUUCCGUUUGCUUCUUCAAUUCAUUCAGCAAUUUUGAGGCCUUCGUGUAUAAUAACCUGGAGAUCUUUGCUAGUAUUUUUUUAAUUUGAUAGAUAAGCAGGAGACUUUCUGCAGAGUAGUAGAAGUCUCGUUUAAGCAUAGUCGCAGUGAAGCACCCCCUUAUAUGUUUCAGUUUGUAUUCGUGCAGAGUUUCCUGAUACCGCUCCUGUGUAUUCGCUAUCCAUACAUUACUUUUUAGUUGUAGUGGCUCCUGUAGUGGAGUAAUGUGUAAGCCCACUAUCGUUUCAGUGAAGAAGAAAAAUUUGUUAUUACUUAUGCUGCCACUCUUCUGUCUCAUAACAUUUUGUAACAUGUGUUUUACAAAAAUUAAAAAUUGUCUGCCUUUUUGUUUUUUACGA